Drosophila eugracilis is the source of this 1713-nucleotide messenger RNA. It is a transcript of the gene Rad17, whose product is annotated as cell cycle checkpoint protein RAD17. Gene Ontology annotation, biological process: DNA repair; DNA damage checkpoint signaling; mitotic DNA replication checkpoint signaling. NCBI's taxonomy places the organism in Eukaryota, Metazoa, Arthropoda, Insecta, Diptera, Drosophilidae. The coding region runs from base 16 to 1617 and encodes 533 amino acids. The transcript is spliced from 4 exons. The record is from RefSeq and is a predicted model, not a curated record. Gene Ontology annotation, molecular function: chromatin binding.
AACAAAAUUCGCAAGAUGAGCGCAAGGAAGAAAACUUGGGUAAGAUGCGCUUUCAGCGAGAUGAACUUGACAGCCAGCCCGGUUCCAUCAGAAGCCACGCCAGCCAAGCGCACAAGGAGUGCUAGCAAUGUGUCUACCAGAAUUUCGCGGUCUCAAAGCGGGAAUGGCACGACUACUACAAUUGCCAACGUAGAAUCCGUGGAUCUCACGACCGCAGACGAUGACGAGGAUGCGGACAUAACUGGACCACCACCGGAAGUAAAGGAAAACUGGAUGGAGACAUUUGCGCCAGCCACCGUUGAAGAAUUAGCUGUGCAUCCCAAGAAGAUCGGAGAACUUCGCGAUUGGCUUCGUCACUGUGAGGCGGUGCGAAAGAAGUUCCCGGCUCAAAUGUGCCUACUCACUGGACCAACUGGUGCUGGCAAAACCGCCACGUUGCGGGUCCUAGCUAAAGAGUUCGGCUACCAGCUGCAGGAGUGGAUUAAUCCUGUGGAUUGCGAAGUGAUCAACGCUCUGGGUGAUCAGCAGAGUGGGGCUGCCUAUUUGGGCUCUCAUGUAGAGGCCUUCAAGAGCUUCCUGCUACGCGCAUCGCGAUACAAAUCUCUGCUGGACUCUCACAACAAGAGGCUGCUUCUCGUUGAAGACUUUCCCAAUUACCUGAUCAGCGAUAAGGAUGCCAACUUUGAGGAGUUACUGGAUGAAUACUCUACGUAUGGCAAAUGUCCCCUGGUUUUUAUCGUGGCGGAUGCCAAAUCUAGAGGUUUAAACAUUAGCUACCGCCUUUUUCCAGAUCAACUAAAAGCCAAACAUCGCAUAGAGCACAUCAGCUUCAAUGCCAUUGCAUCCACAAUCAUGCAAAAGUCUAUGAAAACCUUCUGUUCUAUAAUGCAGCAGCCGCAAAAUAAAACUACUUACAAGUUCCCCUCGUCCACUGUUGUUGAAUCGAUAGUUGUAGGCGCCCAGGGCGACAUACGAAAUGCCUUGAUCAAUUUACAUCUUAGCUCCUUAAAGGGAGUUCCCAGCAUGCCAACCAAACAGCUAAAUGUCAGUGUAGCCACCAAGGGGCGUAAGAAGAAGAUACAAAACACUCUAAAGUCCAUUGGAAGAGACGAAUCCAUUACUUUGAUGCACGCAUUGGGAAGGGUUCUGAAUCCAAAGUAUAAAGACGACAAAAGUAUGGUUUACAGCCCUGAGGAAUUAACCGAAGCCUUCAAUACAGAGCCCAGAAAUUUCGUAAACUUUAUACACGCCAAUUACCUGCCACAUUUCAAAGACAUUGAAGAAGUCGUGGACGCCAUAAAUGACCUGGGACUUUCCGAUUCUAUGCUCAAUGAGUAUCGUGAUGAUGCUUUGUCCGUAAUGGGUCUAAAUAUUGCUAUCAGGGGAGUUAUGCUGGCAAAUAGUUCCCCUGUCAGCGGUUGGAUGCCAGUUCGAGGACCCAAGCGAAUCAAUAUACAGCCACAGGCCACUCUGGCUGAACAAAGACUGGUCGGUGUUGGUUACGCGGGCAUUUCCAGAACGCUUUAUGCCACUGAAUACUGUUCAUUGGUAAAGUGCAUAGCGGGUAAGCAUUCUGAGACUCAUUCAAACGAAAAUACUAACUCUAUUCAAGUAUAAAAAAUAAGUCUUUUAGAUUAAUUUAUAAAUAAACUAUAAGGCAAUGUAUCUGAUGUUAGAACUAAGAUACAAAUACAGAAAAAAUAAAUUGUAAAA